UUCUUCAGGUGUUCUCUCUCUCUCUCUCUCUCUUCUUUUCAAAACUGCAACUCUUCCCUUUUUUGCUGAUAUUUCCAUCACAAUAUCUCCCAACAAUUAAGAGAAAAUGGAGAAGUUGAGACGCUGUGGCAACUUCCUUGAGAGCUCCAAACCUUAUUUUGCAAUGAUUUCAUUGCAAUUCGGGUAUGCAGGCAUGAAUAUUAUCACCAAAGUUUCACUUAACCGGGGCAUGAGCCACUAUGUCCUGGUUGUCUACCGCCAUGCUUUUGCAACUGCGGUCAUAGCUCCUUUUGCUUUAAUUUUCGAAAGGAGAGGGCAACCAAAGAUAACAUUCCCAGUUUUCAUGCAAAUAUUUAUCCUGGCUCUUCUGGGGCCUGUGAUUGAUCAGAACUUCUACUAUGCUGGGCUGAAAUAUACAUCUCCAACUUUCUCAUGUGCUAUGAGCAACAUGCUUCCUGCAAUGACUUUUGUCAUGGCUGUCAUGUGCCGGAUGGAGAAGAUUAAUGUAAAGAAAGUGAGAUGUCAAGCAAAGAUAGUGGGAACAUUGUUGACUGUAGCUGGGGCAAUGUUGAUGACAUUGUAUAAAGGACCCAUUGUUGAAUUAUUUUGGAGUAAGAAUAUCCAUCCUAGGCAAUCAUAUGCCACUGACAAUAUUGGAAUUACUGACAAAGAUUGGGUCAAGGGCUCCAUCCUCCUUAUCUUUGCCACCCUUGCUUGGGCAUCUCUCUUUGUUUUGCAGGCAAAAGCAUUGAAGACAUACAAGAAUCAUCAGCUUUCUCUAACAUCAUUAGUGUGUUUUGUGGGCACUCUACAAGCAAUUGCUGUGACAUUUGUGAUGGAGCACAAGGCCUCAGUUUGGCGAAUUGGUUGGGACAUGAACCUUCUUGCUGCUGCCUAUGCUGGAAUUGUGACAUCAAGCAUAUCAUACUAUGUUCAAGGCCUGGUGAUAAAGAAAAGGGGUCCAGUAUUUGCCACUGCUUUCAGCCCCCUGAUGAUGAUCAUAGUUGCAAUCAUGGGUUCUUUCAUCCUGUCUGAGAAGAUUUUUCUUGGAGGGGUGAUAGGUGCCUUCCUGAUAGUAAUAGGGCUUUAUUCAGUCCUAUGGGGAAAACACAAGGAAAACAAGGAGAAAGAAGUUGAAGACGAGAUUCCAGAGCCAGUUAAAGGUAUCCAAGCAAAUGGCAGCACCAUCUUAGUAAUUGAAGAUAUUGAAGCCAAUGAAGUUGAAUUGGGAAAAGCAGAAGCUAAUAACAAGCUCUCACCAGUUGCCAUAGCCAUGCCAAUACCGGAAUCCCUUAUCAAAGCCAAGCAAGACCAAAAUAAUUCAAGUUUGAUUUACAAUUGGGAAAUUAAAGGGAUGGGGUUUUUUGUCUUUACAUCCCCCAUUUUGUUUCUACCAUUUUAAAAAAAUGUUAGAGAUUUAUGUCAUAUAUGGGGCUUUUUUUUCUGUCUUUUUUUCUCUGUUUUCAUUAGUAUAAAGUAAGGUUGUAAGACAAUGCAGUUAAGGACCAUGUACUUAAUGAAGUAUGAGCACAUCCCAGAAUCUCUUUUAGUAUUUUCUUAUCAGAAUUUGUUUGUGCCU
Messenger RNA from Durio zibethinus, 1579 nucleotides. Its product is annotated as WAT1-related protein At5g07050-like. Lineage: Eukaryota; Viridiplantae; Streptophyta; Magnoliopsida; Malvales; Malvaceae. The record is from RefSeq and is a predicted model, not a curated record. Gene Ontology annotation, molecular function: transmembrane transporter activity. Gene Ontology annotation, cellular component: membrane.